GGCCCAACAGAAAGAACCCGCCAAAAUAUCUCCGAGCGUAGAAGAAGACGCUCUCGUCCAAUCACACGCAGCGACUGGCGCAAACCGGAAGAGGUCCAAUUCUACAUUUCAUCAAGCUUAAACGUUUGGAAAACUGCUGAAAGGUUGCAGUAUGUCCUGUAACACAAGUGUUACUCGUGUUCAAGUGUCAUCUGUGGGCCAGGCACAGAGAACCACAGUCCACCUGAUGCCCUGUGAGAUUGAACACGAUGGGCCGGCCCAGGUGUCUCAAUACAUCACUGCCACCACUAAAGACCACAAACAUGAGAAGACCGUGUCAUUCAGAGGGCAUGGGUUGAAGGGGCAGGAGCUCAGCUGUCCACAGGGCUACACUGGAUUAGUGCUGAAAGAGAUUGACAAGCCUGGCUCAGACCAAGAAGACAGGACCGUGAGGUUAUCCUCUGUGUUUGACAAGCUGACCUACUGGAACCUGGAGACACCUCCGAACUCUGACGAUACAGUUGUGAUGGCAAUGGACUGGCCAGAGUUGGCUGAGGCAAUCCACGGGCCAGUAGAUGACUGAAGACAGAGGUGGCAGGCUGGCGUCACCUCAUCGUGUAAGAAAUUAAAUGUACAGUUUGCUGGUUACUGGCUGAGAAGAUUUAAGAAAUACUGAUCAGGUCAAGUGUUACUGUGGCAGAGCAGUCAAUCACAGAUGUAAUGUUUAUAUUUUUGUAUAUGUUCUUUUUGUAGUGAAAUAAUAAAAAAAGAAGAUAAAAUUGA
This is a messenger RNA of Acanthopagrus latus (yellowfin seabream), 762 nucleotides long. It is a transcript of the gene rnaseh2c, whose product is annotated as ribonuclease H2, subunit C. Bases 152 to 562 code for a protein of 136 amino acids. The record is from RefSeq and is a predicted model, not a curated record. Gene Ontology annotation, biological process: RNA catabolic process. Gene Ontology annotation, cellular component: ribonuclease H2 complex. Lineage: Eukaryota; Metazoa; Chordata; Actinopteri; Spariformes; Sparidae. The transcript has 5 exons.